AUGAAGGCACCUGACCCGUUACGGAAUCCUGGCCUCUGGUGCGACUUCCAUCGCGACCACGGUCACAAAACGGAAGACUACGUCGCUCUAAGGAUUGAGGUCAAUGAACUACUCCAAAAGGGGCGUCUCCGGGAAUUCCUCUCAGAAAAAGCCAAGAACCAUCUAAAUAAAGAGGUGCCGGUGAAAUCCGCUGGAGCUAUACCCGCCUCACCACCUCGCCAGGAUCGAGUGAUCAAUGUCAUAUCCGGAGGUUUGGAGAUAAGCGGCGUGAGUCAUGCAGCUGCCAAGAAAAGCACCCGCAACGCCAAGCAUGGCUUUGAGACGACCAAACCAAAGCACCUGCUCCUAGGUACCGAUGAAAUAAGCUUCACGGCUACGGAGAAGGAGAAGAUCCUGGCUCCCCACCACGAUGCCCUGGUCAUCUCGCUCAUCGUAGAAAACUGCUUGGACCUAGGGCUGGAGGAGAGCGCCCUGACUCGCAAAAUAACUCCACUCAUCGGAUUCAGCGGCGAAGUUAAGCAAACAGCUGGAGAGGUCACUCUCCCAGUGUACGCUGAAGGGAUCAACAUGUCUACCAAGUUCAUGGUCGUCAACAGUCAAUCAGCAUACAAUAUUAUCCUAAGAAGACCCUGGAUUCAUGACAUGGGAGCAGUCCCUUCAACCCUUCAUCAAAUGGUGAAAUUUAGUACACCCUGGGGCAUCAGAAUAAUCAAAGGAGAUCAGGAGAAUUCUCGAUCCUGCUACCAGACCACCUUAAAGGGAAAUACCAAGGUCUUAUAG
Brassica oleracea var. oleracea is the source of this 780-nucleotide messenger RNA. RefSeq lists its product as uncharacterized. The transcript has 2 exons. Lineage: Eukaryota; Viridiplantae; Streptophyta; Magnoliopsida; Brassicales; Brassicaceae. The record is from RefSeq and is a predicted model, not a curated record. Bases 1 to 780 code for a protein of 259 amino acids.